AUGUCACGUCCACAAUCUUUCUCACCGCCGUCUAGAGCACGCUCGACUUCUCAAAAUCCAACCACACCUACGCAUGCCAAAAAGAGAAAAAGAGGUGAAAAGAAUCGGACUGUUCCUCAAGAGCUGUAUGCCGGUGAAAGGAGAGGUUCGACAAGUCGAUUAUCACCUAUCGUCUAUCGGGGCCAGGAGAGGGAAUACGAUGAUGCAAGGUGGCAGGAGGAGGAGUAUGAGCACAAGGAGUUGGAUGUAUCGCGAGGGAUAUCUUCAGGUGAAGGACGGGAAGGAUGGACAUACCAUCUCGAAGUCAUCCAGCAGCCUCAGAGAGCGAGAGCCUGUGGCUUUGGUAACAAGGAUCGACGGCCAUUAUCACCACCACCUAUCAUACGCUUGUGGAUACAGACAGCAUCAGGUGCAAACGUGGAUCCAAACACUGUUGACCCUCGAUUCCUCAUAUUAAUGGUUGACCUCUGGUCAGCGGACCGACAGCAGGAACGAAACGUCGUGAUGCAUCCUGUUUCUGCUGGGGUAUCGAAACUUGAAUCCCCACCGGUUGGACAGGUCGAUUUACCGUCAGUUGCUAGACCUUCUUCGAGACCUAGCACAGGCACAUCAAGACCUAUGAGCGGUUCGAGUGCUGGUGUGUCAUCUUGGUCAAGCGGGUCUUGGAGGCAGCCAAACUACCAUUCCCCUGUCCCUCCUUCGCAUGCUUCUCCAUAUCCUCGUGAAUCUCCAAGACCACAUUCCUCUCGCGAUCAACCUCUACAAUCAUCGUCAAACAGCCGUUCUCCCCAAUCAGGCUGGACUAGCUCUCAUCCACCACCGCCUCCUCCUCCUUUUCAUCGCACACAAAGCUAUGGGAACCGACAGUUGGAACAUGAGCCUGAUCCGCCGAGACCUAAAACGGCGCCAUCCCCCCAUCAUCCUCUGCAACAACAACAACAGCAGCCAUCAUCGACUAUUUCUCCUCGUGGUCCUACUCCCUCGAAAUCAUCGGUGAAUCUUCCUCCACUAGCGUCAAUCGCAGAAGAACGACCUUCGACAUCUACCGGUCUCACUUUACCUGCAUUGCAAGCUCACAGGGAGCAACAGCUUUUCCGACCUGGCAGCAGUAACAGUUCUCUUUGGGGUAGACCGCGGACAGGUCAAUCAAUUACAGACGCUAGUACAGCUCCUACCGAUUACUCAUUCGCUGGGAGGCCAAUAUCCAGCUCUUCGUCAAGUUGGUACGGGUCAACCGAAUUGGGUGGAGGGAAAGAUAGACCGUCGUCUUCAUGGUCAGAGAUGAGACCUUGGUCUUCGGGUCUAAACCACUCUGUUACUCGCCCUUCAUCGUCUGCUGGAUCGGGUAUCGCACCACCUUCACCGCAUUCUUCACAAUUUGCAUAUUCGUCCAAAUUCCCUGAUCAGCAAUGGCCACCUACACCUGGAAGUUUGACCUACCCGCCCAAUCAACCUGACGUAUCUUGGGAGACUGACCGAAUGAGAUACAACAUUCCAUUGCAUCCGUCUUCGCAACCUGCGGCUCAGUACAGUCGCGUAUUGGUUGGUAAAGUAACUGCGAUAUGUCAUAAAUUACAAGAUGAGCAAGAUAAGCCGGGAUUAUACUUUUUCGCUGCUGAUUUGGGUAUAAGGACAGAAGGGACUUUCACGCUGAGAAUGGUGAUGACUGAUAUAGCUUCGAUGAUGGACCCGGAAGUCGUUUUGGGCGCCAAAGCUCCGGUACUGGCUGAAACUUUUUCUGAACCAUUCACAGUCUACUCGGCCAAGCGGUUUCCUGGUGUUAUACCUACUACCAACCUCACCAAGGUAUUCGCAUCUCAAGGCGUGAAGCUGUCAGUGAGGGAGACGAAGAAAGGUUCGGGAGGGGGUGAUGAUGCUGAAGAGGAAGAGGAAGAUUAA
Molecule: messenger RNA, 1899 nt
Organism: Kwoniella botswanensis
Lineage: Eukaryota; Fungi; Basidiomycota; Tremellomycetes; Tremellales; Cryptococcaceae
Exons: 7
Coding region: 1-1899 (632 amino acids)
Source: RefSeq, a predicted model, not a curated record